This is a messenger RNA of Piliocolobus tephrosceles (Ugandan red Colobus), 1641 nucleotides long. RefSeq names its product MRT4 homolog, ribosome maturation factor (gene MRTO4). The coding region runs from base 324 to 1043 and encodes 239 amino acids. Lineage: Eukaryota; Metazoa; Chordata; Mammalia; Primates; Cercopithecidae. Gene Ontology annotation, biological process: ribosomal large subunit assembly; rRNA processing; nuclear-transcribed mRNA catabolic process. The record is from RefSeq and is a predicted model, not a curated record. Gene Ontology annotation, molecular function: RNA binding. The transcript is spliced from 8 exons. Gene Ontology annotation, cellular component: nucleolus; preribosome, large subunit precursor.
AUGAUGGGAGCGCAGGCACCGCCCACAGCCGUCCCGGCAUGCACCGGGCCGCGGGCUCCGCCUCCGCGGGACCACAGAGUUGGGACCGUGCGCGAGGCCCACGGUUGGACGCUCGGGAUUCGGGGAUUUCCUCGGAACGCGGGAAGUCGCCCUACAGGCGCGGGAGAAAGCGCAGGUGGUGGCUCGGCAGGAAAAAGCAGGUUGCAGUGCACACUGGGUCAGGCACACGCGAGGGGCAGCCCCCGAAGGCCGUCCCAGAGGCCCCCGCGCCGCCGGGGUCCUAACGAGGUGCACCGUCUUCCGCCGCACGUGGAUUCAGCGCGAUGCCCAAAUCCAAGCGCGACAAGAAAGUCUCCUUAACCAAAACUGCCAAGAAAGGCUUGGAAUUGAAACAAAACCUGAUAGAAGAGCUUCGGAAAUGUGUGGACACCUACAAGUACCUUUUCAUCUUCUCUGUGGCCAACAUGAGGAACAGCAAGCUGAAGGACAUCCGGAGCGCCUGGAAGCACAGCCGGAUGUUCUUUGGCAAAAACAAGGUGAUGAUGGUGGCCUUGGGUCGGAGCCCAUCUGAUGAGUACAAAGACAACCUGCACCAGGUCAGCAAAAGGUUGAGGGGUGAAGUGGGUCUCCUGUUCACCAACCGCACAAAGGAGGAGGUGAAUGAGUGGUUCACAAAAUACACAGAAAUGGACUACGCCCGCGCUGGUAACAAAGCAGCUUUCACUGUGAGCCUGGACCCGGGGCCCCUGGAGCAGUUCCCCCACUCCAUGGAGCCACAGCUCAGGCAGCUGGGCCUGCCCACCACCCUCAGGAGAGGUGUGGUGACUCUGCUAUCCGACUAUGAGGUGUGCAAGGAGGGCGACGUGCUGACCCCAGAGCAGGCUCGCGUCCUGAAACUUUUUGGGUAUGAGAUGGCUGAAUUCAAGGUGACCAUCAAAUACAUGUGGGAUUCACAGUCGGGAAGGUUCCAGCAGAUGGGAGACGACUUGCCAGAGAGCGCAUCCGAGUCUGCGGAAGAGUCAGACUCAGAAGACGAUGACUGAAAGGGACUCAGGACUGAAGGCCUCCUGGAACCUUCUGGGUCUCACUAGACCAUGCAGGACUGCUGCCGCCCCUCUGGAGAGAGCAGCUGUUUAUUUGUCUGUAGACAGGGAACGUGAUGGGCACUGACCUCCUGUAAAGAAUAAAACUCUGGGCCACGUGCGGUGGCUCACACCAGUAAUCCCGGCACAUUGGGAGGCCGAGGCAGGCAGACCAUAAGGUCAGGAGAUUAAGACCAUCCUGGCUAACAUGGUGAAACCCCAUCUCUACUAAAAAUAGAAAAAAAAAUAGCUGGGCAUAGUGGUGGGCGCCUGUAGUCCCAGCUACUCAAGAGGCUGAGGCUGGAAAAUCGCUUCAACCCAGGAGGCGGAGGUUGCCGUGAGCCAAGAUCGGGCCACUGCACUCCAGCCUGGGCAGCAGCAAAACUCCAUCCAAAAAAAGAAUACAACUUUGCAGGAUGUCUGCCCUAGAGACAACAAGAGGGAGAAGAAGACUCUUAGAAAAGAGGCCUUUGGUGAGCCCAGAAGUUUGAAACCAGCCUGGGCAAUUCGGCAAGAUCCCAUCUCUACAAAAAAUUUUUUAAAAGUAGGCGUGGUGCCA